AUGAGUGUGGGGGAGCACAUGAAGCUCUUAGGUGAAUGGGUUUGGCGGUACACUAUGGUGCUGUUCACCUGUGGGGAUUACCUCGGGGAAAAGACAAUAGAACAACACAUCAAAAGCGAGGGAGAGGCACUCAAGUGGUUAAUAGAAAAGUGUUUGAACAGGUACCAAGUAUUUAACAACAGGGACGAGAGUAACUUAUCUCAGGUCACAAAGUUGCUGCAGAAGAUCGAAGAGAUGGUGUGCUACAAUGGUGGCAGUUACUACAAGGUAGAAGAGCAUAUUUUCCGGGUCAUCAAAGAAAAGCAAAAGGAGGUAGCUGAGAGGGCAGAAGAGAGAAGGAAGAAGGCCGAGGACCAAAGACAGCACAUGAAAGCACUGAUUCCAGAAGAGAUGAAACGUAUCCCAAAACUGCUCCUGCAGAUGAUUCUUCUGGGAAGCCGAAAUGUUGGGAAAACCUCUGUAGGGAACACCAUCUUGGGGUACAAAGACCAGGAAGAUGGAAAAAGAACAGCAAAGUCUGUUGCCCGCCGGGGUUUUGUGGAUAAAACUGAAAUCAUUCUUGUUGACACACCAGGCUGGUGGAAAGGCUUCCCUGUGUUCGACACUCCUGAAGCGAUCAAAGAUGAACUGAUGCGCAGCAUGUUUUUGUGCCCUCCUGGGCCCCAUGUCUUCCUCCUGGUGAUAGAUGCAGAUGCAUCAUUUAAUGCCAAACACUUAAACGCAGUGACAUCACAUGUGGAGCUUCUUGGUGAUGGAGUGUGGAGACACACUAUUAUAGUUUUUACCAGAGGAGACUGGCUGGGAACAAACAGCAUAGAGCAGUACAUCGAAGGAGAGGGGGAGGCCCUACAGUCUCUAGUUGAACAAUGUGGAAAUAGAUAUCAUGUAGUUGAUAAUAAGAAUGCAAGUGAUGGUACACAAAUCUCAGAGCUGCUGCAGAAAAUCACUGAGACUGUGGCAGCAAAUGGGUGGGGCUACUUCAUUCCAGAACAGCAGAUUUUUCGGACCAUCGAAGAGAGAAGAAGGAAAGUGGAAGAAGGAGCAAUGCUGAGGCAAAGUCAAGUCAAGGCCACACGAGAAUCCCUUGGAGUUUCCAGUAAUAAGCUGCAGGAACUGAGAAUAAUACUGCUUGUGAAAGGAGACAGCUCAGCAUCAUCUGCCAUCAACUUUGACAAAGUUCUUAGCUGGUUGUCUACAGUUCAGAUCGACACAGACGAGGAGAAACAGCUGACUCACAUGUCAGGAUACAGAUAUGUGCUGUCACCUGACAGCUAUGAGUUUGACUGA
Messenger RNA from Oreochromis niloticus (Nile tilapia), 1287 nucleotides. RefSeq names its product GTPase IMAP family member 6-like. Gene Ontology annotation, molecular function: GTP binding. The record is from RefSeq and is a predicted model, not a curated record. Bases 1 to 1287 code for a protein of 428 amino acids. Lineage: Eukaryota; Metazoa; Chordata; Actinopteri; Cichliformes; Cichlidae. The transcript is spliced from 4 exons.